AGUCAUCCCCAGCUUCCUUUGGGAGACACAGAGAAGAGCGAACCGGCCUUGUUGAAGGAUUCUCCCUCGGGCUCGGUGAGGUCGCUUGUCCUAAAGAGUCCUUGUGGUUGCUGACAGAAGGCUGUCUGGAAUUGAUCUUUGCAGAAAACAGAUCGCCUGGGAACAGCUCGCUUCGCCAAGGCGAUUUUGCCAGCGCUGGAGAAUUACCUGGUGUCAUUGACCUGGUGGGUCAUUGAUACCUGCCGUCUUCUUGAAGACGGUGUCUCUUGACUCUGCCUCCUCCACGUUUUUGUCGCGGAUGGGUCAGGACGGCACCGAUUAGCGCGUCUCCUCCUCUUGCCCACGUUCCACUCUGUACGGCGGUUGCCGAGAUGUCCGCCACCAAAGUGCCCAUCUAUCUCAAGAGGGGAAGCCGGAGAGGGAAAAAGGAAAAACUCCGCGACAUCCUCUCUUCCGACAUGAUCAGCCCGCCCCUGGGAGACUUCCGGCACACCAUCCACAUCGGGAGCGGCGGCGAGAACGACAUGUUUGGCGACAUUUCUUUCCUCCAAGGGAAAUUCCACCUCCUGCCGCGGUCGGAGAGCAGUCUGGGUCCCGAAGAGAACGACCGCUACGUGGUGCCUUUCGAGUUCUCGCGGACGGCCACCAUCUCGGGGUACGACCCACCCCCUCUGGACAUCCCGUCUCCCCUUCUGAAGAACGCCAUCUCCCUCCCGGUCAUCGGCGGCCUGCAGGCGCUAACUUUGCCAGCGGCUCAAGCCCCACCAAAACCGCCCCGUCUCCACCUUGACGACAAGGGGCCGGCGGUUCCACGGAGGCCGGACCCGCCGAAAGAGGGGAGGACUUCGGAGUCCGAGGCCGGACCCCCGGAGGCCCCUCUGAACGGGCUGGGAGUGGGAGACAAAGAGGACGAGGCCGCCAUCUCCCACGCCGGCUCUCUGCUCUCCCUCCACAUGGACUUGGGCCCCUCAAUCUUGGACGACGUUCUCCAGGUGAUGGACAGGCAUCAGAUGGGGGACAGGAGCGCUCCCUUCCAGGAUUCCAGCAGGCAGCAGAUCCCAACGUGACGAGGAGGUUAUUAGACAGAACGGACGCGGGGCGUUUGGAAGCACAAGUGUUUUGUAAAUAAGAGUGUGCUCCUGUUAAACUGGGCCAGCUGGAUGCCCUGUGCAUGUGUGUGUGAGAGAGACACACACGCAUGCGCAGAGCGAGAGAGACAGAUGCCUGAAUGCUGCUUGACUAAUAAAUAUAUUUCCUCCUCCUAUACAAAGA
Messenger RNA from Pogona vitticeps (central bearded dragon), 1272 nucleotides. RefSeq names its product CDC42 effector protein 2 (gene CDC42EP2). Gene Ontology annotation, molecular function: small GTPase binding. Gene Ontology annotation, cellular component: plasma membrane; cytoskeleton; cytoplasm. Lineage: Eukaryota; Metazoa; Chordata; Lepidosauria; Squamata; Agamidae. Gene Ontology annotation, biological process: Rho protein signal transduction; regulation of cell shape; positive regulation of actin filament polymerization. The record is from RefSeq and is a predicted model, not a curated record.